Messenger RNA from Hydractinia symbiolongicarpus, 1466 nucleotides. Its product is annotated as helix-loop-helix protein delilah-like. Gene Ontology annotation, molecular function: protein dimerization activity. NCBI's taxonomy places the organism in Eukaryota, Metazoa, Cnidaria, Hydrozoa, Anthoathecata, Hydractiniidae. The record is from RefSeq and is a predicted model, not a curated record. The transcript has a single exon. The coding region runs from base 331 to 1032 and encodes 233 amino acids.
UUUGUUAAAAAUAGAGAAACGUAUGCAUUAUUGAUGCACGCAAGAUGUGAUUGGUCGUGUGUUAAAUAUUCUUUAAAACUUCAUCAAUCAUUGUUCAUGUUGAUAAACAUAUCAGAAUUAUUUUGUUUAUAGUAAGAAUGAUUGAGCGAAAAUUCUUUUGUUUUGUUUCGCUUAUUAAAUAAUUUUAAAAGAAAGGCGAGAAAUUGGGACAGGUAGGGAGAAAAGUCAGAAAAAUUAAACGAGGAAAAUGUGUUUCUUGUUUCAAUCUGUAAAAAAAUAAGGUGGUAUAUACAAUCUGGUCACAAAAACGAAUCGAAAUUGCUGAACAAGAUGGAAUAUUAUACACUUAAUUCAACACAUAUGCUGACAUUAUCAAAUUCUGUUCCAUCCAACAUUGAGAACAACCCGUUCCACCUGCCGAAACAAAAUCAGACACAUUAUUUGCAUCAUGAUGCUAUGCAAAACCCGCAACGAACAUAUGAACAUGGAUUCCAUCUUCCCAUACAACACGACAACAGCAUAAGAAAUCUAAUAACAAGAAAUGACUCUCCUGGAUUAUAUCCUCAGUAUCAACCUAUGUUGUAUGCACAGCAUAAUCUUUGGCAAGAAUUUGACUCUGGAAUAAACUAUCACGGUCUUCAAGAUCCUAUGCAAAGAAGCAGUAAGCAUAAGCGGCCACGAAUGAGUUUACAGAAAAGAUUGUUGGUCAAUGCAAGAGAAAGAGAACGUAUGAGAGUGUUAAAUAAGGCGUUUGAAUCGCUACGAGAUGCUCUUCCCUGCUACAUAGCUGAUGGCCACAUGGCAAAGAUAACUACGUUAAGAUUGGCUAUCAAUUAUAUCAAAGCUUUAACAGACUUACUUAAUCAAAAUAAAAGUAAGGACAGUGUGGAACAUUCUGAGGAAAUCAAUCAACACGACGAAUUAUUAUCAAAUAUUCUAAACGAAAAUCGAAAGGACGAAAUGAAACCUUCACUAACACAAAUUGACAAUCGGCUCAUGAAACAUAAUUUUACUAGACAGUCAGAAGCUUAAAUUUAUCAAACAACAUUCUAGGUGAUUUUAGAAGUAAUUUCGAUAAGAAUUCCUGUCGUUCUGUUUAGGGUUUUAAUCAUUCAUUUAUACAUAUUAACGUUUAUAUGUUUCGCUUAUCGUCUCACUCUAAUCUGCAUACAUAAUACCCUGAAGACGAAACUCGCUUCGGUCUAAAUUUUAUUUCGAUCUUUUUGACAAGUGAAAAUUUUACUAUGAGUGUAAAAGCUUUGUGUGAACAGACCGAAGUAAAAUCUCAGGGAAAGUGCUACUGCGCAUGUGUUGUAGCUAACCAUAUGCUGAGCGUAAAGAUAGCUUAAAAUCUUACUUUACUUCAGGUGAAGCAAAACUGCCCUUAGACUUUCCCUUCAGUUGCAAGAACCAAAUCGGUAGCCUAGAAAAAAAUUUCAGAAUGAUGAUAUUGCGAAGUACCUUUU